AUGGCUGUGUUUGACGUUGAUAAUAUGAUAAGCCGCCUGCUAAACGUGGGUAUGGCUGGUGGACGACUCACAACUCAGGUAGGCGAGGAAGAACUACAUCGAGUGUGCCAAAAAGCAAAGGAAGUGUUCAUAAGCCAGAGCAGCCUGAUCGAAGUGGACCCACCUCUGGUGGUUUGCGGCGACAUCCACGGCCAGGUGCAUGCUGCUUAUUCGGAUCUGCUCCGUAUUUAUGACAAGAAUGGUUUUCCGCCGGACUCAAAUUAUCUUUUUUUGGGCGAUUUCGUUGACCGUGGCAAGCAAAACAUCGAAACGAUAUGCCUUCAAUUUUGUUAUAAGAUCAAAUACCCGGAAAAUUUCUUCAUGCUUAGAGGAAAAUUUAUGACAGAAAAAGCGAAAAACAGGAAUGGGGCAAAAAAGAAAAAGUAA
Messenger RNA from Gongylonema pulchrum, 426 nucleotides. The record is from the annotation of a GenBank genome assembly. NCBI's taxonomy places the organism in Eukaryota, Metazoa, Nematoda, Chromadorea, Rhabditida, Gongylonematidae.